AUGGAAAACGCUGUUGGCGGUGAAGACGAGAACGCAGUCGGUCUAUCAAAGCCACUUGCCGUUAGCGGUUGCAGAGGCGGUUUGCAGUGGCCACUCAGCGACCUUUACGUUGAUGGCGGCUGGCACUGGAUGGAGGGGCACGGCUUCUCCUGCAGCUCCCCCGCUGACAUAGCCUUUGGUCGCAACGAGACCGCAGACCGCAGCUUUGAAGCUACGGAGUCUUCUUUACCACUCCUUUCCCACACCCGGCCUUUAAACAUCCCACCCGCAAGACAGACAAUGGCGGGCACAGACUCGGAUCCUGAAGACGCCAUCACCAAGGAUGAGAUCCAAGGGACCGCCGCCGCGCCUGCACAACCGCGAAAUGCGUUCGCAGAGCUCAUGACACGAAAACGCAAGCCCGAACCGACCCUAGAACCUCCCAAGGCUUCUUCUCGAAACAAGCCCCCUCACACAAGCCGCGAUGGCCUUGGUGUAUACAUCGAAAACCCGUCCUCCUUCCCUGCCUCGCGAGUGAUCUACCACAAUGACGAUUUCGUCGCCAUCAACGACCUGUACCCGAAAGCCAGCGUCCACACGCUACUGCUCCCUCGAUCCCCCAAAUACACCCUCCUUCAUCCGUUCGAAGCCUUUGACGACCCCGAGUUCUUAGCGACGGUACAAAAUGAAGUCUUGAAGCUGAAGGACCUCGUAGCCAAAGAGCUACAGCGACGGUUCGCAACGGAAAGCAAGGCCGAGGCAGAUCGAGAAGCCGUGCUCGACGGACGCGCAGAGCCGACAGGCGCCGAGCUUCCCCAGGGCCGUGACUGGCACGCCGAGAUUAUUAGCGGCAUACAUGCGCAUCCAAGCAUGAACCAUCUGCACGUCCACGUACUUUCGCGAGACAUGUAUUCCGUGUGCUUGAAGCAUCGCAAGCACUACAACUCCUUCAAUACCCCUUUUCUGGUCGAUGUUGCCGAUUUUCCACUGGCCCCGGACGACCCCAGGCGUCAUCCCGGCCACGAGGGCUACCUCAUGAAGAUGGACCUUGUUUGCUGGAGGUGCAAGGAUAACUUCAAAAACCAGUUUGCGAAGCUGAAGCAGCACCUCUCCCAAGAAUUCGAGCGCAACAAGGGGGCAAAUGAGCAAAAGCAAAGCGUGGAGCAGCACAACCUCAGCCCAAAGACGGAAGGUUGCGUCUUCACAAUAACAACCAUAGAAGGGCGGGAGAGGACCAGGACCGUCAUCGACACCAAGCCCACUAAACAAAUCGGAAGCGAUACCCCAACGCCUUCUUAUGUUUUCCCCAGUGUCCGCCAGACGAAAAAUCCCAAGAUCCCGUGCGAAAUGUAG
This is a messenger RNA of Colletotrichum lupini, 1332 nucleotides long. RefSeq names its product HIT domain-containing protein. Gene Ontology annotation, biological process: double-strand break repair; single strand break repair. Gene Ontology annotation, molecular function: mismatched DNA binding; single-stranded DNA binding; DNA 5'-adenosine monophosphate hydrolase activity. Gene Ontology annotation, cellular component: nucleus. NCBI's taxonomy places the organism in Eukaryota, Fungi, Ascomycota, Sordariomycetes, Glomerellales, Glomerellaceae. The record is from RefSeq and is a predicted model, not a curated record. Bases 1 to 1332 code for a protein of 443 amino acids. The transcript has 7 exons.